Molecule: messenger RNA, 822 nt
Organism: Musca vetustissima
Lineage: Eukaryota; Metazoa; Arthropoda; Insecta; Diptera; Muscidae
Product: TNF receptor-associated factor family protein DDB_G0272098-like
Exons: 2
Coding region: 1-822 (273 amino acids)
Source: RefSeq, a predicted model, not a curated record
AUGGCAAGUCAAAACAACUAUCAAAUGGAUACAACUACGAACAGUAAUAAUAACAACAAUAACAAUAGUGGUGGUACCAACAGCAACAACAAUAACAAUAAUAACGGCAACAAUGAUGAAAUGUCACAGCGUAAAGAGAAGAUAAUCAUACAAAAUCAAAUGUUUAUCAAUUUACAACAACAUCAGCAGCAGCAACAACAGCAGAUGACAGAAGUACAACAACAACAGCAGCAACAACAAAAUGUGGUUAAGAGAGCACCAAAAAAAUUAACCCAACCACCGGCCAUUUUUAGUACAACCACCAACUCGGGAAUAACGACUGUCAAUGUCGACAAUAGAGAUGCCACAUCCGCCAACAACAACAGCAGUAAUACCAAUCACAACAACAAUGGCAAUAAUCAAGAUAUUGCCAACUUUAUUGCAAAUUCACCAACUGCCGCCACCUACGUCCAAGCCCAGCUGAAUAAUCUAAAUGGCCUGAAUAUUCAGACCACAACGGAAACCCAACAACAGCAGCAGCAAUCGCAACAACAUCAUCAGCAGCAACAACAGCAUCAACAACAACACCAUUUAACAACGACCAAUGUCCCAACCUCAGUUGCCACUGUUGGUACUCUGCCCAUUGUCACCUACAAUGGCAAUCAGUAUUGUGUCAUCACGCAUACCGGUGAUAUCACGGGUGCAUCCGGGUGCGUCGACAAGCCCGAAUUAUUACAACUUACAACCGAUAAGGAGGGUAAAACCAAUUUCAUCCUAAUGCAACCGACAUCGACUGUAACGACUAGUGCGGGAACAGCAACAACAAUUGGUAUGCAGAAUUGA